Molecule: messenger RNA, 6851 nt
Organism: Coregonus sp. 'balchen'
Lineage: Eukaryota; Metazoa; Chordata; Actinopteri; Salmoniformes; Salmonidae
Source: the annotation of a GenBank genome assembly
GGCAAGAUUCAUGACAAUAAAUGCUAACCAGACCCCCUGUGAUUUCACAAGAAACGAAACAUAGAGAAUCCAUUUACGGAAGUUCAGUUUUCAUUACAUUAGCAAAUACUUCCACCCCUGUGGCUAUAUAAGCAGUGGAAUUUCAUUAGGGUUUUAAAAGAACCACGACGCACACAGCAAGACACCAAGAGGUAAGACAUUUGAGAAUCAGAAUGUCAUCUGUGGAAAAGCCAAAAUUAACUAUUGUCCUCAGUGCUGCAUAAACAAUACUGUUUGAUUUGAUUAGAUAUACUUGAUUGUCUCUUGUACACAUACAUUUACUUUAUGUAUAGAAAAUGGACUCCGUUAGAAAUCAACAAAAUGUGAUAUGAUGUGUUAUCAAUACAAUGUAUGGAGUGGAAAUAGCACAGUGCAUUGUAGACUGUAUGAUCCAGUUGCCUUAUUGAAUGCAGGUAUUUGAAGUGAAGCAUUAGAUUUUUUGCAGAUACAGCAUUACCUGUAUUUUUGUGUAGAAUAACAUUUUGCUAUUUUAGUACAAAAAAAUGAAAUGCAAUUGUAAUUAAUGUAUUGCAUCAGCUAAAACGAUUAAUGGUGGUUGUUAUUGUUGGGGAAGAUGGUAUAAUAUAUAGACAUUAAAGCUUUAUGCCAAUGGUUUUGCUCAUGGACGUUGUGAGGUGGGCAUAUUUAAGCAUGACACACACUGAGAAUCGCACUGCCGAUAAUAGUGGGAGGACGUUCCUUCUCUUGCUAGAACAAACGCGGUACGUACUACGUACUGACCCGGUAGCGACGAACCUGCCGUUUCUACUUGUAGAAUCGCAAUGCUUGUCAGUAUCAAACAACUUUCGCAAUGCUCAUCAGUGUCAAACAACUUGACUUUGAGCCAAUCAGAGAGCCACAGGAGUGACAACAAACAGGAAAAAGAGGCAUCCACGGUUAAAUGUCAUGAGCCAGUCACACUCCAUAUACAGUGCCGUGAAAAAGUAUUUGCCCCCUUUCUAAUUUUCUCUACUUUUGCAUAUUUCUGAUACUGAAUGUUAUCAGAUCUUCAACCAAAACCUAAUAUUAGAUCAAGGGAACCUGAGUGAACAAACAACACAACAAUGACAUACUUAUUUCAUUUAUUUCAUAAACAAAGUUAUGCAACACCCAAUUCCCCUGUGUGAAAAAGUAAUUGCCCCCUUACACUCAUUAACUGGUUGUGCCACCUUUAGCUGCAAUGAAUCCAACCAAACGCUUCCUGUAGUUGUUGAUCAGUCUCUCACGUCUCUGUGGAGGAAUUUUGGCCCACUCUUCCAUGCAGAACUGCUGUAACUCAGCGACAAUUGUGGGUUUUCAAGCAUGAACUGCUCGUUUCAAGUCCUGCCACAACAUCUCAAUUGGGAUUAGGUCUGGACGUUGACUAGGCCAUUACAAAACUUCACAUUUGUUGCAUUUUAGCCAUUUUCAUGUAGACUUGAUUGUGUGUUUUGGAGUAUUGUCUUGCUGCAUGACCCAGAUGUGCUUCAGCUUCAGCUCACAGACGGAUGGCCUGACAUUCUCCUGUAUAUUUAACUGAUACAGAGCAGAAUUCAUGGUUCCUUCUAUUAAGGCAAGUCGUCCAGGUCCUGAGGCAGCAAAGCAUCCCCAAACCUUCACACUACCACCACCAUGCUUGACCGUUGGUAUGAGGUUCUUAAUGUGGAAUGCAGUGUUUGGUUUUCGGCAGGCAUAAUGGAACCCAUGUCGUCCAAAAAGUUAUACUGUUGGAUCAUCUGUCCAUAGAACAUUCUUCCAAGAGUCUUGAUGAUCAUCCAGGUGCUUCCAGGUGCUUUUUGGCAAACUUGAGUCAACUUUUUGGAUAAUAAUAAUAAUAAUAAUAAUAAUAAUAUGCCAUUUAUGGGUAACAUUAUGCCUUUGCUGUGUGAACACAAAAUAAACUGCCUUCCUACACUCUGUUCAGAGGUGCUAAGUACUGUCGGCAGUCAGUGAUGUAAAGUACUUAAGUAGUUUUUUUGGGUAUCAGUACUUUACUUUAUAUUUUAUAUUUUGACAACUUUUACUUUUACUUCACUACAUUCUUAAAGAAAAUGAUGUACAUUUUAAUCCAUACAUUUACCGUGACACCCAAAAGUACUCGUUACAUUUUGAAUGCUUAGCAGGACAGGAACAUUUUCUAAUACACACAAUUAUCAAGAGAACAUCCCUGGUCAUCUCUACUGCCUCUGAUCUUGCGGACUCACUAAACACAUGCUUCGUUUGUAAACGAUCUCUGAGUGUUGGAGCAUGCACCCUGGCUAUUCAUCAAUUUAAAAAUCAAGAAAAUGAUGCCGUCUGGUUUGCUUUAUAUAAGGAAUUUGAAAUUAGUUCUACUUUAACUUUUGAUACUUAAGUAUAUUUUAGCAAUUACAUUUACUUUUGAUAUUUAAGUAUAUUUAAAACCAAAUACUUGUAUACUUUUACUAAAGUAGUAUUUUACUGUGUGACUUUCACUUUUACUUGAGUCAUUUUCUAUUAAGGUAUCUUUACUUUUACUAAAGGAUGAAAAUGGCGUACUUUUUCCCACCACUGUCGGCAGGCAAACUUAUACAAUCCUACCGGUGUGUCUGAGCUAUAAUUAGGGGACCCAUGUUGCCUCAAGAGCACCCCCAGAGGCAAAAGUUCUGUAUAGCCUAUUUAAUAUGGUUUAUACCAUAAGGCAAAACCUGGACUGUAUGAUUCCUCUUCCAUUUCCCUCUUUUUCUAUUGCUUAUCUGUUUGUCAAUUUCCCAAGCUGGCUGGUGAAAAUGCAGAAGCGUGGAAUCACUCUGUGGCUGCUGUUGCUUGUCCAAGUCCCUGGACUAGACUCUGCAACAUGGAAUCUAUUCAGUGAGUUCAAUUUAGCCUGGUUUGUACUAUGUUGUCAACUCCUACAGUCAUUGGCAUGCCAAAGGCCAUGGCCAUACAGCACAAACAGAUCUGGGACCAGGAUAAGUUCAGUUAGCCAAAGGCACAAUGAAAUCUGAUAUUCCCCUAUCACAAUUAAGUAAUGUUAGUUUGUGAAUGAAAAUGACAUGAUGUUUUAAUAGCAGACUUUCCAAUGUAUCAGGCAUUGGCCAAUCAUGUAGUGUACUCCUCAAGUUCCUGUCACAAUUACUGUUACACAUGUUUGUUUGUGAAUGACACUGUUUGUAGGACAAUGACAUGAUAUUUUUAUAGUAGACUUUCCAAUGAAUCAGGAAUAGGCCAAUCAUGUAGUGUACUCCUCAAGUUCCUGUUUGCAAAACACAAACAAGUUGGUUCAUGCUUUGUACUGUAGUCUAAUAGAAAUGUAAGCAAACAGCAUAGUUGCAUAAAUCCGUGGUCGUUUGUAGCUCAUCAGUCCAAUUUCUAAACUGACUAACUUAAGAUCCUCACCCUCUCUGUGCUCACAGGUAAGUCCUCGACAGAGCCCCCACAGGAGGGUGAGGUGAGGCUGGUGGGGGGUAAACAGGAAUCAGAGGGUCGAGUGGAGGUGUACCACGAGGGGAAAUGGGGGACCGUCUGUGACGAUGGCUGGGACCUGGCCGAGGCUCAGGUGGUGUGUCGUCAGCUGAAGUUCCCUGGCGUUAUAUCUGCUGUCACUGGAGGGACUUAUGGAGAGGGUGAGUAUCUUACAAAGGGUCAUGUUCACUAGGCACAAAAUUGGAGAAAAUGGACUGAAACAGUCAGGAACUACCUGGGACGUAUUCACUAGGCACAAAAUGGAAGAAAAAAAACAGAGUGAAAUGGGAAGGUACUAUCAGAUCUUGUGCAAUAAGAAACGCUCCUUUUCAUUUUCUGUCAGCACAACAAUUUGAAACCUUUUGCUACAGUUUGCCUGAUGAAUAUGACUCCUUGCAUGAGUUUGCCACCAGGAGGCAGUGGAACAAAUUAAGUAUUAGUGGCAUUGUCAAUAACUGAAUCCCAAAUCAAACCUCAGCAACCCCUACCCCCUAGGGACUUUUGUAAAAAUAUGAGAGGAUUGAAUAAGUGUUAGCAAUAUGACCACAAGGAAUUUGGGAUUCUUGGAGGGAGCAAGUUCAGAUAGGCAGUGAUUUGUGGGAAUGGCAGGCAGCACCAGCAGAAAGAGUCAACUAACAUAAUUUAAUACACCACAAUAUAAUAUUUUGCAUAUUUCUGCACAUGAUUUUGCUUGCUCUUUGUUUAUCCUCUAUUUUGUGUAUCCAAGGAUCGGGUUCAAUCUGGUUGGAUGAUAUGAACUGCAAAGGAACCGAGAAGUCCCUGUCCAGCUGUCCUUUCAAGGGCUGGGCGUUGACCGACUGUUCCCACAAGGAGGACGCAGGGGUCGUUUGUGAGAGAGGUACUACACUUUUCCCUGAUUCCUUUGCUCCUAUCUCCUCGUCUCCUUCUGAAAAGUCUCCACGCCUCCUUCUCAAAACGGCAGAGAUGUUUUUAGGAGGUGAGUUGAGAGGAUGCAAGGAAUUGAGGAAAAUACAUUUGAGAUUCACCCAGUGUGUCUGCAGACCCUGUUUGACCAAGGAUUAGGGAAGAAACAUACAUUUUAACCCAUAAAAACUACACAAGGUUAUUUUCCUGGUUAAAUAAAGGGAUGAAUUAAUGAAUUAAUACAUGUUCCUAAACUUCACUGAAACUAAAAUACACACUAUCAGCCCUACAUAUUCCUACUAAUCAUGUACAGUCCUAAUCAUGUGCAUUCCUCAUACGGUACAGGCACAGAUUUGACCAGUGACACAGCCCAUUUCCUGGACCACAGUCUGGGCCUGUCAGAUGACCUGGGCGAGCUGUUUGACCGUGGGGAUGACUGUGACUUCCUCAUCGCAUUCCAGAGCCCCACAGGGAACAGAGAUGGGGAGGGGAAGUUGGAGGUGGAGGAGAGGAACAUCUGCACCCACAAACUGAUCCUCUCUCUCUACCCACACUUCAACAUCACCAAUGGGUCCAGUAGCCUCUCCGUAGAGAUUAGCCAAGCCUGCAGCCCCCAUGUCACCAGCUUCAUCAGGUACUAGUCUAUGACCCUUAACAGGUGCUAUUUAGAUAUACUGUAUGUUUAUUGGAUUAAAUACAUACACAAGAAUGUUGUAUGUCUUAAAGGGGAAGUUCAGUAUUUUACAACAAUGUUAGAUGGUUCCUUACCCUGAAUGUAGGCUGUUGGCCAGGAGAAACUGUAAUCCGUGGAUGCAUUUUCUUUGAACAGCUGCUACAAACUUCUAGCUAACAAUCAAUGGAAGUGAUAGGGGUAUCUGUGCAAUUUUAAAAUGUCAUAGCCAAAUCAGCUCAAAUCAACUCAAAUCAACUUAAUUUUUGGUUUGAAAUUUCUUUAAAAAGUGAUUUGGCCUUCUUCUUUUUUUUUUUUUUUUUUUUUUACAUUGCAUGGAUACCCCUAUCACUCCCAUUGAUUUUAAGCUAGCGGUGGCUAAAGUAAGCUGAAGUUUGUACUGGCUGUUUUAAAGAAAACCUAACCAUGGAUUACAGUUUGUCCUGGCCCAUAGACAAAUUUCAUCCAACAUGAAGUUGUAAAAUGCAGAACUUACCGCACCGUACACCCCAAAAUCCAAAUGUGUCAGAUGAUUUUAGACCUCAAAAGUAGACUGUAAAGAUGAAUCCAUGUCUCGUUGCAUCAAUUGUGUAGAUCCAGGGUGAUUGUGCCUCACUUAAAGCACAGUUUCUCUCUAUCCAACACCACUGGCUGAAUUUCCUUUUUAGCUAUGGUAUCUCCUAAAAAUGUUUGAAUAAAAGUUAAUUUAUUUAAAUGUCCUUGCUCUGGUUCUCUAGGUACCUUUACACCCACAAGAUCGACGUGACCGUCUCCUCCGCCCAGUGCCUCCACAAGCUGGCUUCAAAGUUCGGGGUGAAACGGCUGAUGCAGGACACCGGCAGGCUCUUCACCGUACUCCUCCCUGAGGACCCCUCCUUCCACACCCAGGCCUCUCUGUACCAGUACUCCGUCCAGACCGGGGACCUGCUGCUUAAGGAGAACUGCCUCCAGUACCUGGCCUGGAACUGCGAGGCUCUGAUCAACUCCCCGGCCUGGAGUGACCUCUCCGCAGACUUCCUGAUGGCCCUCUUGGCACGCUCUGACCUAGUGAUACCGGACGAGGGGUUCCUCCUGCAAGCGCUGGAGAGUUGGAUCAUAGAGAAGGGUGACUCGACUGGCACCAAGAGCCAGGUGGCCCUGUUAGGCCACAUCCGCUUCCCGAUGAUCCCCGCCGAGAAGCUCUACGACCUGCAGUUUACCUCGGAGCUCUACAGGAGCCACGAGAAGCUCUAUCGUCUCAGCAUGCUCAGAGGCUUCCAGUUCAACGCCUUGCCAUUCGAAACUCUGAGGAAGCACAAAAGCAGCGAGAGUGAAGAAGAGCACGAUUACUAUCCCAGGAUCUACACUGCUGAGCCAUGGAGCUUCACCAUCAACUCAACCAACAAGGAGCCACCACGCCAAGUUAUUCGAUAUGAUUACAACAGACGCUACAGCCACUACCAAAAUCAUUACCCCACUCCAGCCACAGACUAUGGCAAGUCAUUCACCACACCAAACCACAAUAGUGUGAUUUACCAGACCAAAGGCACCAACCCCCUCAGUUGGUCAGCAAGAGUCUUUAAGAACCAAGGAGAAUGUUCCAGGUGUAUUUCCUUCCCCACUGCCAGCCUCUCUCUCCAAAGCAGCCUUAGACACCAAAACCAGACCAACAGUGUUCGCUUCAGCAACCGACUGCUCCUAACAUGCGAGGGCAGGUAUGUCUUUCACGUUCAGGACUUCAAGAACAACAUGGCCCAGAUCCCUACUAACAUCAGGCUGGCCCUGUCCUACCCCUGUCCUAAAGGCCAGUAUGACUUUCGCUUCGUGGUGAGACCAGAAUACAUUUGAUAGCACUGCCUGGCACAGAUGCAACAGU